Messenger RNA from Venturia canescens, 8800 nucleotides. Its product is annotated as pleckstrin homology domain-containing family G member 5. Gene Ontology annotation, biological process: Rho protein signal transduction; endothelial cell migration. The transcript has 21 exons. The coding region runs from base 3779 to 7636 and encodes 1285 amino acids. Gene Ontology annotation, molecular function: guanyl-nucleotide exchange factor activity. Gene Ontology annotation, cellular component: endocytic vesicle; axon; plasma membrane. NCBI's taxonomy places the organism in Eukaryota, Metazoa, Arthropoda, Insecta, Hymenoptera, Ichneumonidae. The record is from RefSeq and is a predicted model, not a curated record.
AUCCUCAUUUUUUAAAUAACGUUUCACAAAUUCGUUUCAAAAUUUCGUUACGUGUGUAUCGAUAGUGCGUCGCCUCUCCUCGGCCUUCGACCGUGAUUUCUGUGAAAAAAAACGAUUUGGUGCAUCAUCAGUGUUUGUUGUGCGAUCAUGAUUUAUAUUGUUAUCGAUGCUCGUGUCCCGCGGAAUUCGAUCGGGUACAUCGAUUGAAAUGAUAACGUAUGUGUGUGCUACCGAGCUGGGAAAUCCUCGAAUUUUAUUCGAUAUCUGUACGGGAGUUUGACCUCUCGCCUCUUUUCAGCUUUUAUCGAUGAAUAUACGUACCCAAUAUACUAACCCACAUAACAAAUGCUCUAGUCCAUGUCGCAUAUAGAAACUCUCUAAAAUGAGAGUCUCUAUAGUGUCACAUUGUUGCCAUUCCGACGCUACUGAGAUUGAAAAUCCCGCCAUUUCUUAUGCACCACUCAAAGUGUCUCGAGUUACCACUCGAGCAUUGUCUCGAGUUACUUUUUUUCAUUUUUAUCAUACCACGUUGUCAACGCGUAUACAAUUUACGAUUUCGUCUUGGCUUUUAUACCAACGACGUAUACAAUUCCUCGUUUCGUCCAAUUUCUAGACACAAUAUUUAUCACUCAUUCCGUACGAAUUAAAAAUAGCCAAUGCGCGUGUCAGGCGAUGAAUUUAUUUGACAAAAAUUAUUUUCCAAUUUACUGUACAAAUUCGUACAUCAUUAUCGUAUACGAAUAUGGACGCUCAGCUCCGUUAGAAUGAGCUGACGUUUACAUUUGCAAGUUUUUUUUUUAUUAUUUUGCAUAUUCGCAAAGAUAUGGAUUCCAGAUCUUGGCUCAUAGGUGUGUUUCGAGGUUAUGUCCCCGGUCCCGUGGUGUUUUCGCGGAAUACAUUCGUGAUGAUUUUUUGUGAAAUUGAAUGGAAAUAAGCAGUUUACAGUGUCUUUUGUAUAUGCGUAUGUGCCACAAAACGCGUAAUUCUCGUUGAAAUAAAUUUCUGUAAGGCCAUUCGUCUCUCAACAGCUGGCGUUUUGGUCGAAGAAAUUUCGAAAAAUUCGGAACGAGUUCUGUGCGAAAAUAGUGAAAAAAAAGUGUGAUUUUGGCCUCGCAUUUCGGAGAUUUCGACGCAGUGAUCGGUCGAAGAUCUCCGCAACGUUUCUAUUUCUGACACUCGGAACUUUUAGACAGAGAAUCGGUCGAAUCUCGUCGGGAAAAUUGAACUCUGGAAAUUAGCAAAAAGCCACCUUUUUUCAAGCACCGUGAUCAGACACCGACCGCGAUCGACGCUCUCAAGUGUGAAAUGUAAGAAAAAAGUGAUUCGAAUGCUGCGCAAGUUUUCGCGAGUUUCCGUGCAUUCAUCGAAAAUCCACGGUAACGUGGCUGCAGCCGGACUGCUUUAUUUUUUCCCCUGUAUGUGAAAGGUUCAAUGCUCGAGCCGCCAAGACUGUCUCGCGUUGGUUCGCGCAAUCACAAACGUACGAAAUCGAAUCGAUGGAAUGUGCUCGCCAGUAUCGAGAUCCCACAAAUUCGGUGUCGUAUAUUGUAACUGGGUGGAGCUUCUUUUCGAGUGCGUUGAAAAUUACGCGCUCGCGAUGUCAGAUAUAAAAGAGACAGCGGGCAUAAAAAUAACGUCGAGGUAGGAACUCUUUGCCGGAUUAAUCGAGAGAUAAGAAUAAAAAACUACGAAGAAACGAAACUGCGCGAGAGUCUGCAGUUUUAUUCCAGUGGCUCAUUCGGUCCUCGGUAGUUUCAUUUUUCUGCAAAUAUUCUGUCCCCGGCUCGGUCGGCGUACAAGCGGUGUGCCAAAAGUCACGCACGUUUCUGACGUUCCACGAGCUUCGAUAUUCUCAUCGUAGAAAUAUUCCCUCGAUUCUCCUCAACGAAAUGCCACACAAAAAGUCUGCUGUCGUUGAAAACGCUGUAAAUACUCUGCGAAUAUGGCUAAUGCUGACAGAAUAUAUUCGAAGAGACGGUGGCUCGAGCCACCUCGUGUGCACAAGCGCUAGCUUACAAUUAGAGUUUUUCUAAGAGCCGUAGAGUGUCAUAAAGAUUUUGAUAAGGCUUUCAUGACUUUUCUCUGCUUUUUAUUUAUCGCGCUCGCGGACGUCGUUUCUUCGAGCACGUGCACUGAUUCUCACUACACGCACAUAACCCAAGAUAGCCUCGUUUUAUUCAACCGACGUUCUCUCUUUUUCUCUCUCUCUCUCUCAGUCUCUCCUGUCCUGGUAGUUUCUUGCAGAAACGCAAUAAUACGUUUUUGCUCGGGCGCAUGCCGACAUGACUCAUGAAAAUCGAGUGUUCCGCGUCUCGAUACGUCGGACUAAAAUUUUCGAAACUUGAUCGAUUAUUCGUGCUAUUUUUGACACCUGUGACAUGCGGGAGGGUCGACACUUGUUCAAACACACGAAAAAGAGACGCGACUUCGAAUCCCUCCCCUCCGAAGAGUUCCGUGUGUAUUUAUUUCCCAGUUCGCUUCUCUUUGUGCUUUACAUUUCAUGAUCCGCGCGCAUACCCGCGGCUUUGGAAAAGCCCGCGUUUGCUGGCCGCGCCUCUUUUUUCCGCAAACCUCUCACGGGUGAGUUAUUAAUUUCGAGCCGCGAAAUAUAUUCUUUUUGCGAAAAUUCGCAACAGGCGAAUAUCUCCCUCGCUUCUGAAAUAUAUUCGUUAGAAAUUUUCUUCGCAACUAUCGAUUUUUUUCAGUGUGUUCUCGCGGUUUUUGACACCCGGAAGAAAAUCGAGGCAAAUAUUGCGGUGGUUUUCCAUUUUUUUUUCCAAAUUCCAGCCCCUCCCAUAGAUCAGCCUCCAGUCUCAGUUUUCUGUUCCGGCAGGCUCGAAUGAAAGAAGCAAAGAAAUAAAAAAAUUCCCUAAUUUGUGUCAAGUAGAUAAAAAAAAAAUAAUAAUUUGAAAAACGAAACGAUUCGUUUCGUUCGAUGAAAGUUCAUCGGAUGAACGAUUUCCAAAGAUUUUCUCGAUAUCCAAAUAUCGACAACGGUCACGUGUCCUCAAAUAUUUUAUUGGAGGAGAUUUCGAGGAGAAUAAUAGCAUUUUGUUCCAUCGAAGAUAGACUCGUGCAUUCGAGACUGGUUUCUCUUAUCGUCGUGUUAUCGCGACCUUGAAGAUCGAACGCUUUGCACCGUGGCAAUAAAAUAUCGUCACAAACUCAUUUCAAUUGUGCAAUAGGUAUCGUUUCGGAAAAUUGUAUCAGUGGCCUCGCGGGUUCUCGAGCAGGAAAAGCGACGUUAUUUGAGCGCUCUAUUCGCUGCAGUCGUCGUCUACAAACAUUUGGUUUUUCAUUCACUAAGAAAAUUGGGAAUCGCGCGUAGUACGCCUCGGUGACGAGCGUGAAUAUUAUCUCCGUGGGUUAAAGGGGCUCGGCGACCGAAGUCGAUGAAUCCAGAAAAUAGCGCUUUUCGAAGCGAGCAUGAAUAAGGUGAGAAAGAGCGAGGAAACUCGAACAGGGAUCGCGUAAAUAUUAUUCUCCUGUGUUGUUGCCUGGGACGAUCGCGGGGCCGAGCGAAGAUGGCGCGUCGGCUCGCACAGCGGAAAUAAUAGUAAACAUGGACAGAGUGAAGUGUCGCCGAGGACUCUGUGUUGUCGCAGUGAGUUGGAAUAAAUCCGAAAAACCGUUAACCAGUGGAUCGAUCUCAGUGCAACGUCGUCGUCCGUUCACCGCAUAAAUAAUCAUUCCAAAAUUCACAUUAUUUUUUAAAGCAGUGACAAAUCCAUUCAAAUAUUUUAAACACAAGAAAAUAAAAUUGCCGCCGAUCCUCGUCAUGACUCUCAAGAAAGAUGCCAAUAAACAUUCGAAAAAAAAUAAUAAAAAAUCACAAACAACGACCAACGAAAAUCCUGGGCCCGAACACUUUGAAAAAUCCUCUUCUGAGAACACACACAAAAGGGAUGAGACAGGCUCGUCCACGAGCGCGAGUCUUACGAGUGUCGACGAUUCAGAAGCGGUGAAAAACGAGGAGGAUCCGAGGCACGGUGUGGUGUACGGCAGUAGCACGAGCAGCGGCGGCUCGGGCAACCCCAAAAAGCUCGAUCGCAAGCCCUCCUUGCGACGAAAAUUUGGAGCGCUGAUACGUGGGAGCGCUGAAUUACCGGCUGCUAUUAAUCGCGGCCUUCAGCCAAUACGGCGAAGCCUGAGCUUUAGCAAGGAUUUAAACCGCGUUUACGAAACUCAACCGGCAUCUGCGGAUCGUCAUCAUGCAAGAACCAGAAGCGCUCAAUGGUACAACAGUCUUGGCUCGUUGGCUGAAAAUUCCAAAGACGAGGAAGACGAUUCGACCCACAAUGCUACCAAUAAUUACAACAACAAUAAUAAUAAUAAUAAAAACAAACUCAAAAAGCACAAUAACGAGGAUGAUAACAGUGCAAUUGUUAACGUUCGUAAUUCGGAGGUUGAUGACGACGAUGACGACGACGACGACGACGAAAGAUUCGGAAGGGAAAAAUUGGGCGGAAGAAUCGUUGCGAGAACUCACAGUCUUUUGGACAAAGAUUUUGCCCCGAGCCACAGACGAAGAACUCACACGGUUUCUGGGAAUGUUGCACUUUUUGGACGACACAGCGAUCACUAUGACUCGGCCAUAGAUUUGAGCAAACCACCUUUCGAAGCCAUCAGUCUGCCGGUCUUAACGCAUUCCUCGAUAGACGAAGAUGAAUCAGGGUCGAGACAGAGGAGAGAGCAUAGAGUCUGGAACGGAUGGGGGAACUUGAGAGCGAGCGCGCGAAACCUGUCGCUACUUCGUCUCGGCUCUUCAUUCACGAGAGAACGGUCCAGCUACUCGGUCCGCUCGAGGUCGUUGAGCCAGCUCGACGCCCUCGGGACGAGCAUGCUGGACACCGGUGAGCACCGUCUCGUCACCGGUGCUACGUCGCCUCAUCAGACACCGCAGCAACAGCACCAACAGACCCAGAAUCGCUUCCUCUCGCACCACCAAAAUCAACAGCAUUACAUACCACCGCCGGGGGAAUGCAGUCCCCGUUUUUUGGUACCGAGCUCGGCAUCAAUCGAUGGAUCUCACACGAAUCGCCAUCGUCACAAGCUGUCCCGUUCUCAGGUAUCCAGCAGCGAAUACUUCAGCGUGAGUUUUGAAGUGGGCGACGAGUCUGGAUCGCUGGAGCGAGAAGAAUUUCUACCUGCUACGAAGGGAACCUUUUUGGUCGAAGCCCUCGGAGGUGCCUGCGAACGUCGAGGCGUCGAUCUUGGCCGCGUUGACGUACUGCUCGAAGCAUUUUCAAAUCCCCUGCCGAUUCUAACGACCGAAACCUCUUGCCUUGGUGGAAAACACCUCCGAAUAACAGCUAAAGACGAAAAGCUCGCAUCACGUUCGGCGAGUCAGAGGAGCAAUCAAAAUGUUUCAUUGCGUAAAACGAGCGGAAGUUAUCGUGGUCGGAGCGGCCGCUUCUUCAGCGUUUCGACCGAAGACUCGAGCGUCGAUUCGGAGAUCGGGACAGCUGCGGCACUCGCGAGUAGCAAAACCUCUGCUGGCACAGCAGGACUCAAGGCAAGCAAACAACGCUGGAGCGGUUUCUUUACCAACACGAAAGGUACCAAAAUGGAGUUGCUCGUCGAGCAGCUCAACGGUUACACCAAACACGGCGUUCCUCGUCUUCCCGAAAUUCAACUUCCUUACGAUUUCACGACCAACGAAGAAGCUCUGUAUGGCCUGGAAGACGACUGGCGCGACAUCGUCGAAAACUCGGAUCGUUUGACAGAGAAACAACAGCAACAGCAAACGGCUCUCUGGGAAUUGGCACAGACCGAAGCUGCUUAUAUAAGAACAUUGAAAGUCGUUACGGACCUCUUCAUGGCGUGUUUGUGCAGUUUACAAGCAUCAAACAUUUUGAACGAGGUCGACAGAACGCGAUUAUUCAGCAAUAUACCAGACAUUUACGCAGCUAAUCGUUUUUUCUGGAGCGAGCAUAUACUCGGCAUGAUAAAUGUCGCUAAAUCGAGCGGGAAUCCGUUGGAUCCUGGUCAUUUACUCCACGGUUUUGAAACGUUCGAGCAAACCUUCGCACCGUAUACGAGAUACUGCUCGGAGCAAAGCAAAUGCCAACAAUACUGCAGAGAGAGACUCAACGACAACGAAUUAUUUACGGCCUAUCUAGUAUGGUGCGAAACACAGAAAGAUUGCAAUCGCUUGAGACUUCUCGACAUACUCGUAAAACCGAUGCAGCGAUUGACGAAAUACUCGCUUCUGCUCAAAGCCGUUCACAAAAACACGGAAAACGAAGAACAGCGAGUCGAAUUGACGAUGAUGAUAAAAUGCGUCGACAGCUUCGUCGCAUCGGUAAACGCUGCGCUCAGAAGAACCGAGGAAACAGCUAGGCUCGCGAGUGCAGCACUCCGAAUCGAGAGCUACGAUGUUGUGGAGUCGAGAGACGAAGAACUCGAAAAAUUGGUCAAGAUCCACAGCAGUCUGGACAUAACGACUGCACCGAUGCCGGGUUGUCCAAAAGAUACACUGAGGACUCUUAUUCGCGAAGGUGAUCUCAAACUACGUGACGCAGCAACCAGCAAAAGCGAAGUACACGUUCUCCUCUUGACCGACAUGUUACUGUUGUGCAAAACAUCAACGAAAAAAGCAUCGGGGAGUAGCAGCUCAGGAACUGGUCUCGGUGGCUUAAAAGUCAUUCGCCAACCUUACGUCGUCGAUCGGAUACGUAUUCACGAGCUCAAAGAACCUACGAGCGUCGGUUUGGUUUAUCUCAAUGAAUACGGUGCCGCUUCCGGUGCAUUCGUACUCAGCGCUAGCGAACCAAAACUUGCAAAGUCGUGGAUGGAAUCACUGAGAAAGGCUCAACAGCAAUUCGCUAUUAUGAAACUGCCUCCUGUCGGUGGUAUUCCGCCAAUCGCAGCGGUCAGCAGACAAGCGAGCACUUACCUCGGGGACGGCGAUUACGAGAUGGAAGAGUGCGACGUUUUGCCGAGAACUCCGCGCGGCAGUAGCAGAGCUUCGCGAGUCAGCAGUCUCGCUCAUAGUCACAGUGGGAGCAUGGAAAUGGAGGGCGUUUCACCUGGCAGCAGCAACUUCGUACCGAGCUACAAUGCCAGUAGAAACGUCAGCGUUGAAACGAGCGAACCGCCACGUGCCUCGAGCGUCUCGUCGGAAGAAGGCGGUGAAGUUGGUGCCGGUCACAAUCAUAGACCUCUGCAAAUCAGACGUUCGUUGUUGAGUAAAUCGCCAACGCCUAACACCCUCAGCGUCCAAGUACCAGCGUAUUCGAGCCUGGGUCAAUCGUUACCAAAUCUCACGCUGGCUACUUCGCCGCAAACGUCGACCGUCUCGCCGACGCCACCGAAUUCACUUCUGAUCGUACCCCAAAUCACUAAAAGCAAAGACACGUUAUUAUCACCUGGACACAGAGGCAUCUCUUAUCCGCCGCCAUCGCCGCCAAGAGGGGCUCUCAGACGUGCGUUCGCAAUACCUCAAUCGCGCAAUCCACCGCUCAUAAAAACGAGACAUGUCAAUGCCUCGGUGACCCAAACAGCUAUCCAGGCAACUUUGAGUUUGGAUGCCGAUGCCAUCGAAGAACGACGCCGGAGAUUGGAACCCAGUCAAAGACCUUCGCCGACUGGAAUUAUCGCUAAGGAAGAGAAGAGACACGAGGAAAACCGAUGAAACGUUACGGUGAAUCCUUUGAGAGGAUGUCAGACGCGAUUCGUAAAGGACGCGGGCUUCGUCCUUUGCCGUUGAUCCUCGAGGACUUUCACAUCGGCAAACGCCUGUGCGGAGAAGUGUGGUGGCCGCACAAAUACGAGGCGUUUGCAUUCGUAUCGAGGAAUGGCAAAAUGAAUUUUCUAACAUUGUCGAAAAUUGUCUUGUACACUUGUAAGCCUACGAAACGAAAAAAUAUAUUCGAGCACAUCAACAAUCGAUAGGGGCCAUUUCGAGUCAACGUGGACGUUUUUAACAUCACGACUAUAUACGAUUUAAUACUUCCUUAGCGUAAACGCGUCGUCAUUUCAUUCAAACUUUUCUCUCUAUCUCUACUUUAUCGUUUUUCUUUCCUGUAUUUGGAAGUCUGGGCGAAGUCGUCUCGUUGAGAGAAUAAUUAAGUAACGAGCGACUCGAAGAGUUAUUUAGAUAAUUAAGCGAACAAACGGGCCUACGUAGGAUAAUAUUUGAAUAAAUGUUAGGGAAACGACGUGAGAUUAAUAGAGAGAACGUAUUAGUCUUUGAAUGUAAUUAUAGUAAAAGAGAAAAACGAAAAGCAAAAUCUUCGGGGUUGAAGAAGCAAAAAUAGAACGAAGGACAAAGAAAGCGUGUGAUCUUUUAGUAGAAAAUAAGUAAGGACCAUUUUGUAGAUAAUUAUUAAUCAAAAUUUACGCAAUUUGGCCUCGAUUAUGUCUACGGCCUCACGCUCUUAUGUCCGAAAAGCGCAAGAGAAUAUAAUAUAUUAUAAAUAUAAAAAUACUUAAAAAUACUUUUUAAGUACAAAUAAAACAUUGUACGAAGGGAAAACUAUUCCGCUCUGUUGCUUCGCGAGUGAAAAUCGCGAAUAUCAAACUAGCAACAACUACUAUAUCUUCAUAGUAGAUCUAACGUUAAACUAUAGUUAUUUUCUUUAUUUUUCUUUUUAUUACGUUCAAGAGCUCUACAUUCCUUUUAUUUUUUCCAGCAUAUAUUCUCAUUCCUUCGCUCGUGCCGCUUGCAUCAAGCUAUGUUAAAUUAUUGUUACGAAACAAAAAGAAAACAAAAAAAAAUGCAACACGAAACAAAUAAGGCCUAAGAUUGUACGACUACGUACACGAUCAGACAAAAAUAUAAUGCGUAAUUUAUUAA